Molecule: messenger RNA, 1529 nt
Organism: Klebsormidium nitens
Lineage: Eukaryota; Viridiplantae; Streptophyta; Klebsormidiophyceae; Klebsormidiales; Klebsormidiaceae
Source: the annotation of a GenBank genome assembly
AUGUCGGGAGGAACGGCGAUUCCGCCCCUGCUGAAAGCUAUCAGAGGCUAUCAAAUGGGUCUUGAAAACUUUGCCCCCGCUGCCCCUCCCAGCCCCCAGAUAUUAGACUUUCUUGCGCGGCUGAAGGCAAAAACACUACCCCUUGGUCCGUACGCCCCUUCCGGGGGGGCGUGCCUGGCCCGCAAGGAGAGAGCGGAGUACCCCCCCAGAAAGGUGGACGAUGCAAACGGGAUCGCUGCGCAGGUCUUUGACGCGUAUGCUGCAUAUCACCGCGGUUGUAUUUCCAACAUGAAAAAUGUCACAGAAGCGUGGCGGGGAGAGGAACCCCCCGAGGGGUGCCAAUUUGUGGUCUGGUCGGGACGCGCGGGUUUGGGGAACAAGAUGCUGAACCUGGCGUCGACGUUCAUGUAUGCAGUGCUGGCUCAACGAGUGCUCUUGGUCAAUCCCGGUGUCGAGGCGGCCCUCGGGCAAUUGUUUUGUGAGCCGUUUCCGGGGUCGAGCUGGCUGCUUCCGGAAGAAUUCCCGGUUCUCAAGAUGUUCGACAAUUUGCCUUGGCCUAUGAGCGACGUUGGGGCCUUAACUGCCUGCGAAGAGGAGAUGAAGGAACUGGAGACGCGGACGUGGUUCAUCUUUCCGCACGACACGUGGAACAACUACUGGCUGCCCGGUCUUUACGUGCAUCCCACGAAGCGGCUACUGCUCAAAGAGCUCUUCCCAGAUAACCAGGUGUUCCACCGGCUGUCGCGCUACCUCUACCUGCCGCAAGACCGCAUCUGGACACGUGUCACUUCGUUCUACAAUCAGCACAUGGCCGGCGCGACCAAGUCCGUGGGGCUUCAGAUCCGACAAAAGGGCGACGGAAAAGAGCUGUAUUACCAGCGGACCAGUGACAACGCGCUGACGUGUAUGGCCGAGCAUGAAUUGAUUCCGAGGCUGGUUGACACACUGCCGACCCAAGAGGGGGUUGAGAUUUCCGAGGCGUCGAGCAAAGACGCGUUCGAUGUGCUGUUUGUUGCGAGCAUGAUUCCGCAGUACGAGGAGCAUCUGAGGGAGGUGUUCAGCAAGAACAAGACGGUGGCGGGGCGCAGAGUCAAGGUGUUAAGCGCGACGCAUGAACAAGAAGAAAAGUGGAGCGACCUCUCGCACUAUGAUUCGGCCGUCGUAGACGUCUGGCUUCUCAGCUUCACCGACCGUCAGAUCAUCACGCAAACCUCGACGUUCGGUUACGUCGCCUCAAGCAUCGCUGGCACAAACCCCUAUUACGCCAACUACUACUCCUGCGAGCGCGCCAAGAAUCACGAUCCGUGCUGGCACUCCGCCCCGCAGUAUUUGGUGUGUCCAAAGAUGCCCAACGUGGGGGGGCCCAUUCACAUGGCGAGUCCGGAGAUGGAGCGCUGCUCGGACUUUUUCGGGGGGGUCACACUUGUGGACGCUAAAUCGAGCUAUCUGGAAGCGUCGUAAGAAGCCGCUAGGAUGUCGUAUCGUACGACUCGGGAUACCAACUGAACAAAUAAGUCGGUCAAUCAUAG